AACAGGCAAGAACGGGAGUCACGGGGCACCGGGGGAAUGAGGAUGAUCACGGACGUGCAGCUCGCCAUCUUCGCCAACAUGCUGGGCGUCUCGCUCUUCCUCCUCGUCGUCCUCUACCAUUAUGUGGCCGUCAACAACCCCAAGAAGCAGGAGUGAGGGAGCCCCGGUGAAGCCCCGCACCGCGAUGGCCCCG
Sturnus vulgaris (Common starling) is the source of this 193-nucleotide messenger RNA. The record is from RefSeq and is a predicted model, not a curated record. NCBI's taxonomy places the organism in Eukaryota, Metazoa, Chordata, Aves, Passeriformes, Sturnidae.